This is a messenger RNA of Mobula hypostoma (lesser devil ray), 4547 nucleotides long. RefSeq names its product unconventional myosin-XVB-like. The coding region runs from base 93 to 2036 and encodes 647 amino acids. The transcript is spliced from 18 exons. Gene Ontology annotation, cellular component: cytoskeleton. Gene Ontology annotation, molecular function: protein binding. NCBI's taxonomy places the organism in Eukaryota, Metazoa, Chordata, Chondrichthyes, Myliobatiformes, Myliobatidae. The record is from RefSeq and is a predicted model, not a curated record.
CGUCUCUCCCUUUUCAUUGCAGCUAUGUGGAAAUCCAGGGCGUGGAGGUACAGGGAGAGGCUGUGCUUGAACUCACUCUGAAAAAUGAGAAGAUGACCCUUUACUCGGAGAAAGCCAAGCAAGCAAAGGUCCUCAUCACUGUGUUCCUGGAUGAGCUGCGGAAGGACUCCAAGUACGUCAUGGCUGUUAAAAGCUACAUUACAGACGAUAAAAGUCUGCUAAACAUGCGUAAGGGGGAUAUCAUCAAACUACUGCCCAUGGAUGGACUCGAGCCAGGCUGGCUGUUUGGGUCUGUUGGUGGGCGAUCGGGCCUCUUUCCUGAAGACCAAGUCCAGCCGACAGCAGCUCCCGAUUACUACAAUGUUAGUGGGGAGAGGAAUGAGGAGAGAUCAAGGAGUAUGCCCAUCUCCAGAAGGUCCUCCAUUAAAACGAGUCCACCACUCAGUGAAGUGUCAGAAAGCAACGAAGCAGGAACAACCAUCUCCUCUAAUUCUGCAUCUGUCAUCAAGUCUGCAUCAAGCAUUUACUCCUUGCCUGAGCACGGACAGUAUGUAAUGGUCGAGUUUGCAAUGAAGUACUUCAGAGAGCCUGUGACUACACCUGAAUUGAAGAAUAUGAGUGCAGAAGAAAAGAAACCUAAUUAUUUGGUCAGACACACAAAGGUUCCCAUCCAGCAGUCACUGCUUUAUCUUGUUGACGAAGAACUGAAUGAACUUGCUACACAGAAUUUCAUGGCUGUUAUGAGGUUUAUGGGAGACCAGCCUUUGAAGAAGAAACGUUCUGACAUUGAUUACUUAGAGAGUAUCCUGAAGCUGUGCAAGAAGAAAAAAUUGCUACUGGAUGAAGUCUGUUGUCAGAUCAUCAAGCAAAUCACAGACAACCCCAAGAAUGAAAGCUGCAUAAAGGGCUGGCGAAUGCUUCACAUCUUCCUGGGCUACUACCCCUGCUCAAACAACCUCGCCCCUUACGUCACCAGCUAUCUGCAGGAAAUCUCCAUUAACCCCAAUCACCCAUUCCAAGAAAUAGCAAAGCUUUGCCAGGAAAACAUUCAACGCACUUUGGAAUUUGGAGGCCGGCAACAUCUCCCAAGCAACCUUGAAAUGGCUGCUUGUGCUAAAGGACGCAGCUCGCGAAGGAUCAAUGUGCAACUGCCUGGGAAGUUGGUGCAUGUGUCCAAGAUCAAGCCCUUCACAGUAGGACAUGAAUUGGUGAUGGAAAUAUGUGCCACUAUUGGGAUUACUGACACUGAAGAAGCCAAGGAGUUUUCGCUGAUUGCUGAUAAAGAUAAUGGGAAGGUUGCCAAGCCCAUUAGAUGGUCUGAAUAUCUUUUCGAUUUCCUGCUGGAUGAUAACUCAGUCAAAUUUUAUUUUCAACGCAUCAUCUGGAAAGAACCUUUACGUUUCUAUAAUGACCUCUAUAUUGAUUUACAUUAUAAUCAGGUGGUUCCGAUUUAUCUGAAGGGACAGCUGCUCUUGCCAAACAACAUCUCUGAAGCAGAACACCACAUUGCAAUCCUGGCAGCCUAUCAAUUCAAAGGCAGCACAGAGAACCCUGAACCAACUAAGCAACAGCUGAAGAUGUACCUCCCUAAAACAUUGAGAAAAAUGAACACUGAUGCAGUCCUGAGACAAACUCUCCAAGAACUCAAUGCAAUGCACCAUCUUAGUGCUGUUGAAGCCAAGAUGCACUUCUUAACUGCAGUGCACACCAUGCCUCUGUUUGGUUACAAUAUCUUUGUGGUGAAAAAGACCAGCUCAUUUUUGAUUCCAGUUCCAUGCAUCAUGGCAUUCAAUGAGGAAGAUCUGAUGGUGUUAAGUGAGGAAGGCAAGGAAAAACACCUGAGGAUUCCUAUGAGGGAGAUUCAGAUGAUGCGAAUGAAGCGGGCAACGGAUGAAUCAAGCUUUCCAUUGAUGGAAAUAAACUAUGGCUCUCCAGUCAAACCAUAUAUGAUCACUUUUGAAGUGAAAGAGGCAAAGAAGAUCUGCCACAUGAUUGGAAUGAUCCUGGAUGACAUAUUGCAGACUACCUACACAUGACCUACACAAGCUCACAUACAAAGAUGGGUUAGAAGUUCCAGUGUUGCUGCCAGGUUAAUCAAAGUUUUACUGAAACACAAUAUGAUCCAUAUCAAUACAGGUUGAUCGCCCCUUAUCCGAAAUUCCGAAAUCCAAACUAGUUUUGAGCGCUGACAUGACAUCACAAAAUGAAUAUUCUACAAGGUUCCCAAGUGACAUGCAGGUCUCUGCUCACCACAGACAGUUCGGAGAUGUGACCUCACAUAUGUAAUGCAUUGAAAUUAAUUUAAAAGCAGAAAAACACUGUAUAAAGUAAAAAAUGAAGAUUUUGAUCGUGUCUUGAAAGAGUUUUUGAAUCAGCAUCAGAGUGAACAUAUACUUUUGUAACAUGGCUGAUCAUGAAACAAGCAAAGAUCUAUCACACCGAACUGGUAAUUGUGAAUAUUCAGCAGGCUGGUUGCAUAAAUUUAAGAAAAGGCAUUAGCAUUGCAGUUUUAAAGAUUUGAGGUGAUGAAGUGUCUCUACUGAUCACCAAGCAGCAGAGAAAUUCUUUAACAAGUUUGCCAAGAUCAUCACUGUUGAAAAUCUAACACACAGAACGGCUGCAUCAGUACAUAUGUGUGAUGAACAAGCGCAAGACAAAGAUUACGUAACGGUAGCACAUGAAUUCCGAAUUGGGAAUGAUAGUGAUACCAAACCUGGGUGGCUGAGGUAGUGAUUGCUAUUAAAAAACAAGACUACCUUCAGGGCAUAGGUAAAGCUGGACAUGUAAUAUAAAUGGAAUUCACGUUUAGACUUGGGUCCUCUCUCCAAGCUAUGUCCUCUCUUUCAGUAUGUAAAUAUACCAAAAUCCAAAAUCUGAAAUACUUCUGGCCCCAGUCAUUUAAGAUAAGGGAUGUUCAACCUGUACUCCGCUGCAGACACCAGAUAUGAUUAAACUUCCAGUUAUUUAGUAAGAGAUAAUAAAUUUGAAGUAGCCACAUUUUGCCUUGUCUAGAGGUCUGCCCAAAAUCACCGACAGUCAAUAUGGGCACAGAUUCGGAUCAAGUCAUCCUAGGGGACUCCCAUCUGUCACCUGGUGACUAAUUUUGGCUGCAAACUGCACCACCUAGCACUGAGCCUGCUAACACUGUGGCAAUCUCUCCAUCAGUGGCGCACGGAGGAAGUCAUGUGAUUGGCCCUCACAUGUACACAUGAUCCCAGUGUGAAAGCCAGAGUACAGCUUCCCAUCCAACAGCCUAGUCAUCACUUCACACCCAAAUUCCUCUGUGUGAAUAAAGGUUUUCCGGUGUUAGUUGAGAGAGGAGCUUAUUUUAAUGAAAAGGUUUGUUGGAAACUGGAGACAACAUGAAAUAAACUAAAACAACAAGUAUGUAAAUACACGUCUCAAAGCUACAAAUGAAACAGCUAUUUAUCUUUUUAAAUAGACCUCUUUUUAUUCAAUUUAUUUUUUAUUCAUUUUUAAAUAUUAUUCAAGUUUAUAUUUCCAAAAUCAUCUAAGUUAAUAUUCUGACAUUGAUAUUACAAGGUGCUGCUUCAGAAUAAAGUGAUCAUUGUAGUGAUCUGGAUAAUCUGUUGGCACUGGCACUUUAAAAUCAACCUAGCAGCACACUGUACAGCAGAGAUAAAACGAAGCAUGCUCAUGUAACUUCCGCUGCUUUUCAGUCUGAUUAGCAGAAAUAUUUAGCCUUUAAUCUCCAGAUGCUAUUUUUCAUAACACAUGGCAAGAUUAAGAUUAAAGUGAUGGAAUAUUGUGCAGUGUGGUGGUACCCAGGCCCAAUGGGUGUCGAGGAAAAAAUCAAUUUAAAUUAUUAUGUUAGGCCACUUCUAGAACCUGAUCUGUUAAUAAUUUUAUGAAAUCCAGUGAAAUUCCAGCUAGAAAGGGAAUGCUACAUAAUGCUAGACAAGACCUGUAAAUAACUUCAACUAUAGGGCAUUCAAAGGAAAUUGAAAUAACCUCCAACAGUAUAGCCAUAAUUGAAAGCCUUAGCCAGGAUACAAAAAAUAGAUGAUCAAGGGUAAAAUCAUAAACACAAGGGAUUCUGCAAAUGUUGGAAAUCCAGAGGAACACACACAAUGCUGGAGGAAACAGCAGGUCAGGCAGCAUCUAUGGAAAUGAAUAAAUAAUCGACAAUUUUGGCCGAGACCCUUCAUCAGGACUGGAAAGGAGGGGGAAGACGCCAGAAUAUUUUAUGUUAAAGGGUAAUAUUACAGAAUAUAUCACCUCAAUGAAAGUUUGAUGCUCAGUGUAAAACCUGAUGUUUUAGCUGGGGAACAAGUUUCCUACCCCACCACCUCUUCAUUGAACGCCAUAGCUUUUCUUCGGUCGUGACCUAGACAAAAAGACAAUCCUGAAAUGAAAGUUUCCAUAUACUGGAACUGAAACAGCUGGAAUGUUACUGUGAAUUUUUGCUUUCCUUUGCCUUGUAGCUUUGUUCCUAAUGAUCAAAUAAUGCAGUUUAGACAGGUUACUGUUUUAUACCUAGAAAAAUUAAAUUCUAUUUAAGAUCAUGUUUCUGUUUGUAUUAUUCG